Thamnophis sirtalis is the source of this 2630-nucleotide messenger RNA. It is a transcript of the gene SLC19A3, whose product is annotated as solute carrier family 19 member 3. Lineage: Eukaryota; Metazoa; Chordata; Lepidosauria; Squamata; Natricidae. Gene Ontology annotation, biological process: vitamin transport; transmembrane transport. The record is from RefSeq and is a predicted model, not a curated record. Gene Ontology annotation, cellular component: plasma membrane. Gene Ontology annotation, molecular function: thiamine transmembrane transporter activity.
AGGCAACACCAGAGGCAAUGUUAAAGUUUCAAUUCAGUCGUGGGCAGAUUGGCUGUUUAACCCAUGCUUGGACUCACCCGCAGCACACAGAAAAUGACCCCUUCAGGUAAGCCAAUGGUCAUUUGAAACCUGAUUCACAUAGGACAGUACUCUGACACCAUUGUCUUCUUAAAAGGAUGGAAGUCCUUAUGUAAUUAGCUUAAAUAACUUAAUCUAAUUAAGUUGUGAACUUAAAUUAGAAAACCUUUGGCAGGGUUUCUAUUUAUUUAAAGGGAGGAUACAUAAACGGACAUAUUUUCAAGGAAGUGGCAGUUUUAAAACUUGAAAAGCUGGAAUAACUACCAUGAGGCAAGGAGGAAUCUGAAAGGAAGUGCAGCAACAUAAAGCAAGCAAGAUUUAAGUUCAUUAAAUCAAAGAGACAAAUAAUCAACAAUUGGAGAUGUCAGGAAGAUAUUUACAGAAAUUCUUGCCUCAAGCUGGAUAUUGAAAUUUGAAAACCUAAGAAAUGUAUUGAUGAGAAGCAAGGGUAAUUAUUUAAAGAGAAAACCCAAAGGCGUUUUCAUUUGAGGGAAGCAGAAAAUAUGGUUACCAUUUUGCAACAACCUAAGGAGCUGGAACACGCUGAAAGAGACAUGGACUGUUGGCAGAAAGUACAUCAGAGUGGGUGGAUUUUUCCAACUCUGAUCCUUUGUAUUUAUGGUUUCUUUACCAUGAUGAGGCCAUCUGAACCUUUCCUCACACCUUACCUUACUGGACCUGAAAAAAAUCUGACAAUUGAUGAGGUAACACAACAUAUUUUUCCAGUUUGGACAUACUCCUACCUGGCCCUGCUCUUCCCUGUAUUUCUGAUUACAGACUAUGCACGCUAUAAACCUAUAAUUAUUCUACAGGGGAUUAGCUUAAUUGUUACUUGGGUGUUACUUUUGUUUGCAUCUGGCAUACCAGCCAUGCAGCUGGCAGAGUUUAUGUAUGGACUUGCAACAGCCACAGAGGUUGCCUAUUAUGCUUAUAUAUAUAGCGUUGUCAGUGCUGAUUAUUAUCAGAAAGUGACAGGUUAUUGCAGAAGUAUCACCCUGGUGGCAUCUACCAUGGGAUCUCUGCUUGGACAGCUUUUAGUUUCUUUAGGCCAAGUACCUUAUUUUUAUCUUAAUGUCAUAACUUUAGCUUCUGUGUCUAUGGCAUUUAUAUCUUCAUUUUUUCUGCCCAUGCCACAAAAAAGCAUGUUCUUCCACAGAAAGUCUUCCCCAGAACCUUUCAUUGGAUCAGUAGAGAAAGUUACAAUGCAAAUUUCCGACCAACAAACCAAUCAACAGGACAAAGAGAUGACAAUAUCAGUGGCCAGACCCCAGGAUUUACCUGAACACGAGCCAUCCAAAAUUAAACUCCAGAGUCACUUUCUGUCAAUCCUAAUGCAGUUGUGCCUGGAUCUGAAAGAAUGUUAUACUACUAAAAAACUUCUGUAUUGGUCAAUGUGGUGGGCUUUAGCUACUGCAGGAUUUAACCAAAUUUUGAAUUAUGUGCAAGUACUGUGGGAUGAUAAAGCGCCUUCUCAUAGUUCUGAAGUUUAUAACGGAGCUGUUGAAGCCAUAGCUACAUUUCUGAGUUCAAUAGCAUCACUAGCUGUGGGAUAUGUGAAACUGAACUGGGAUCUAACUGGAGAACUGGCACUGGGAAUCUUCUCUGCCCUGGAUGCUACUUCACUUUUUGUGAUGCAUUUUAUCCAGAACAUUUGGGUCUGCUAUGCUAGCUACUUAGUGUUCAAAGCUUGUUAUAUGCUCCUUAUAACCAUAGCCACAUUCCAGAUUGCUAUCAAUCUCAGUAUGGAGCGCUAUGCCUUGAUGUUUGGCUUCAACAAUUUUGUUGCACUGCUAAUUCAAACUAUAUUGACUGUUAUUGUAGUUGAUUCAAAAGGUCUGGGCCUGGAUAUUGGGACUCAGUUCUUAAUAUAUGGAAGCUACUUUGCAGUGAUAGCUGGGAUUUUUCUAAGCAGAAGCGUUUACAUCAUAGUCUCAACGAAAUGUAAAAAGGAAAACCCUGCAGAAAAUCUUCAAAUGAAAGAACAGCAGCAGAAUACAGAGAUCCAUAGCACAAGAAUGUAGCACCAUAAACAAACAAAAGCCAAAGCUUUGAAGCCAAAUUGAACAAUUUAUGUGAAUAAAUCAGUCCCUAGGUGACUUUAAGUCACAUUUGCAGAUAAAAUUAACUCUUAUGUCUCAUGUGAUUUUAAAUUAUAUGAUACAUAUGAUACAUAAGUGUAUUAAAAGAUCAGAAUUCUCAAUGUGUCCAACCUAACAUAAGAUGGUUACAUUUGAAACAAGAAGGAAAUGUUGGUUACAUAUAAUUGUUUGAGGGGUCACUUGUAAUUGCCAUUAAAAUACUAGUUCUUUGUAAUACCAUUUAAUUAAAGAAAAUUGAAAGUAUUUCCCCUACUUUUUGAAAAUUCAUGCUGCUGCUAAUUGUUUCUGGCUUCAGUUCUUGGUAUAACUUUUAUACUCAUCUCCAUUAUAGAACUAUAACUCACCCAUUGAUUAUUUUGGCUCAAGCUCUUCAGAUGUUAUUCAGUGAGAAUUGGAGCGCUACAGAUUUAAGGAAAGGAAGGAUUGGUGGAUAAUGCUAUAUUGGGAACUGCA